AUGAGUUCCACAACUUCGAGUAUCACAACCAAUGACAACUUCUUCAAGGCGUUUGGCACCGGAUCUACCAACAAACGUCUGGUCGACAGCCAGCAGAUCGCAAAGCCAUUGCAGGACCAGUCAAUCGAUCGUAUCAAAACCGAGAAUGCCUCGUUCUAUAGCGUCGACCCUUCAACCAACCCAUCUGCAUUCCAAGACCCUUUCCUCACGGCUGAUACAUCCGAAUUGCCCACUUGGGCGCGCGAAUUCAACCCACAGCAACCUCUAUCCCCAAUCAGUUCCGAUACCAUGUCUCCUAAGAAUUGGUCGUUCGAUUAUCAGAGCAACGUUCCUCCAAACCCCUUGAUCAACUUGCAAUCCGACCUAUCCUUCCGAACACAGUAUGGCCAAGUGACUCCACCCGAUAUUGAUGAUGACGGUAUCUUCGACCGUCAACUGCAAGAGCAGCUAAAACAGCAAGAGCAAGGAUCAAAAAAGUCGACUUCGUCCAAGGAGAGCCAGCUGUCCACAAGUUCUGCGUCAGGGAAUGCGCCAACAACACCUGCCGUACCAAAGCGUACUCGCAAAUAUACUUCUCGCAACUCCAAGCAGUCGCCUCCAGAUCCCAAUAAUCCUGGUGAAGUUCGCCGAUCCAAAUUCUUGGAGCGAAACCGAAUUGCUGCCUCUAAAUGCCGUCAGAAGAAGAAGGAAUGGACCCAGAAUCUAGAAACUCGUGCGAGAGAUUUACAGAAGGAUAAUAGUGACUUGCACACCAUGAUUGACUCACUCAGCCAGGAGGUUUUCUACCUUAAAACCCAGUGUGGUCAACAUAUUGGCUGUGAUUGCUCGGAGAUUCAACGAUUCAUGAAAGAUCCUGCGCACGACUUGUCUUCACAUCAUCAGCAGUCUUGGUCUAGACAUAGCCCUGUGAAAUCAUUUGAUGGGCAUAGUCGAGCUGGCAGUAUUGAUACAAGUGACUCGUCGGAUCCAUUAUCGGCCCUCACGGAACAUGACAAGCAGUUGGCAAACGACGACCACGCCCUGGAGGCGUUGCUCAAGUGCACCAUUGACCACGAUACAAGCGAGGAAGGGAUCGCAGAGCGCGUGAUAAUCUGA
Molecule: messenger RNA, 1095 nt
Organism: Bacidia gigantensis
Lineage: Eukaryota; Fungi; Ascomycota; Lecanoromycetes; Lecanorales; Ramalinaceae
Exons: 1
Coding region: 1-1095 (364 amino acids)
Biological process (GO): regulation of transcription by RNA polymerase II
Molecular function (GO): DNA-binding transcription factor activity, RNA polymerase II-specific; RNA polymerase II cis-regulatory region sequence-specific DNA binding
Source: RefSeq, a predicted model, not a curated record